ACAGAUAUUGCCAGUUCAGAACUCCGUGGUUGUUUUGGUUUGUUUUUACCAGGCAUUUUAUACAUUUAUUUUGGUUGAAAACUGUUGUGCGAUUAAAACAAAUUUUAUUUAUCUAUGUAAAGUGCAAGAGACACCUUAAUAUUAUUAAAUACUAGAGAGUUAAAUCUCACUUACCGACUUGCCCAUCCUUCUAAAGAAGCGCUUCUGUGCUCAGAGCUACUAUGGAGGACAUUGAAACAGAAAAUUUCGAGUCUGAUGGAGAGUUUGCAUUUGAAACUGAUCAUUUAGCUUUACGUGGAAACAAAGAUUAUUGUGAUUUACUUAAAUAUAUUGUGAAAUUGGAAGCACAAAAGAUUAAUGCAUUGAAAGACAUAGAAGAGUUGGCUGAAGCCCAAAAUAAAGCUUUAGAAGAUCCUGUGAAAUUUGUCAAAAAUUUGCAAUCAGGAAAUGUUAAUUUUCCACUCCGACAAUCUGUUGCUGAUUUGCCGAACAUUGAUUGGGCUCGUUAUAAAAUUGAUUUGUCCCUAGAAAAUGAUGAUUUAAAGUCAAACAAAACUGAUGAAGACAGCAGUCUAUUAGUGAGAGGAAGAAAGUUCACAGAUAGUAAACCUGAAACAUUUAACCAGUUAUGGUCGUGUGAAGAACAAAAGCGCUUGGAAGAACUACUUGAAAUUUAUCCUGAAGAGCCCAUUGAAGCAAGAAGGUACAAGAAAAUAGCCCGGGAUCUUGGUACAAGAACACCUAUACAGGUGAUGUGUAGGGUCCAAAAAUAUUUUGCUAAAUUAGCAAAAGCUGGCUUACCGAUCCCAGGUAGGGCACCAAAAGGUGUUGCACGAGAGAAAAAGUCUACAUUCUAUAAAAAGUCAACCUUUUUCCCUCAACUACAUGUGCCUGUCAAAAUGGAUGAUCCUUAUGAGAAUAAUGAUCUAGAGAGUUCCUCUGUAUUGGACACUAGCAAUCGGAAUAGAUAUAUACUUGAUUUAUUAAAAGCUGCAAAAGAACAAAGGUUGCUGGAUGAAACCACUCCCGUUUACCAAACAAAAACUAUGUGUGUUGGUUGUCAGAAAACUGGAUUCCUCGGAGCGAGGUGGACCGAUAAUACUGGCACAGAUUAUUGCACUGAUUGUGUUGUCAGACUGUUACCAACAGAGAAAUUAAAUCCGAUUAGACAACCCAAAUUAUGAAUUUGAACUGUUGAGCUUCUUGUUGGUUUUUUGUUUGUAUAA
Chilo suppressalis (striped riceborer) is the source of this 1226-nucleotide messenger RNA. The record is from the annotation of a GenBank genome assembly. Lineage: Eukaryota; Metazoa; Arthropoda; Insecta; Lepidoptera; Crambidae.